CUCAUUCGAAGGGAAGCUUACAUCAGACUGCAGGCAGGCAUACCUUAUGCAAUUUUCGACCUUGAACCCAAUUCCUCUUUUCGCGCUCGCGAGUGGUCAAUGGGACUGCAUUGGUCGCUGCCACUUCUCGAAUCACUACUCCCCGACGAACUGUCCUCGAGGAUUCAGGAAACAUUCGUCGAUCCUUCGCUGGACUGGUCACAGCCUCCGCUUGAUUGUAUGCGCAUGUAUAACGGAAUGACUGGAGAAAUCAUGAAAGAUGUACCCAUCAAAGGAAAGAUCGUCAGAGUAUUGAGAAAGAAAUUGAGAGCGCUAGUGGCCGAGGAUAUAGCAGUGAAGUAUAACCACUCGCUGACCGACAUUCGUUAUAAUCCUGAUAACACAGUUACUGCCAUCUUCGUCGAUGGGACCGAAGAAACGGGGUCACUGCUUGUUGGUGCAGAUGGCCCUCGCUCUGCUGUGCGCAAUCUUCUCUUCGAUGGAACAGAAGCUGCUGUCAAACCGCUGGAGAACGUUAUACACACCAAUGUUACUUUCCGUCCUGGGGACGCAGACAAGGCCAUGUUCCUACGGUCUGCACAUCCUGACCCUUCGACCUGGUCAUUCCAACUAGUUUCUGGCUGGCUAGGCUCUCGAGCAUCCUUCUCCACUCCAUCAUCUCGUCUUGCAGAGCUAAAACGCAGAGGCCAUCUCCUCUGCGAACCAUUCAGAUCUGCCUACGACUGUUUAGACGCAGAUCUAGACGUCAGAUUCGAAGAACUGGGUUGUUGGGAAACCAAAGAGUGGGAUUGUAAAAACGGAAGGGUUGUCCUGGCCGGCGAUGCUGCACAUGCCAUGCCACCUCACCGUGGACAAGGUCUCAACCAUGCAAUCCAGGAUGCAUACAACCUCGUCAAUAUCCUUGUUGCCAGCCACAAGAAUUCUUCUACCAGUUCAGACCUUCCAUCACAACUGCAGUCUUAUGCUCAAGAGGUCAGUAUCCGCGGUGGAGAGGAAGUCAGGCUGUCAAAGCAGAAUGCAUACAUGGUUCUGGAUUGGAAGUUGCUCGAGCAGAGUCCAGUAUUUAAGCACGCAUUGGAUAGAAGUCCUGCUUCAAGCAACCAGAAAGAGGCUAAAAGUAACGAUGUAGAGGAAACAAAGGAAGUCGAGGAAGCCCAACAAGAGGUCACGGCUAUGGUCGGUGCUUGA
Molecule: messenger RNA, 1188 nt
Organism: Aureobasidium vineae
Lineage: Eukaryota; Fungi; Ascomycota; Dothideomycetes; Dothideales; Saccotheciaceae
Source: the annotation of a GenBank genome assembly